Messenger RNA from Volvox carteri f. nagariensis, 1296 nucleotides. RefSeq lists its product as uncharacterized. NCBI's taxonomy places the organism in Eukaryota, Viridiplantae, Chlorophyta, Chlorophyceae, Chlamydomonadales, Volvocaceae. The coding region runs from base 1 to 1296 and encodes 431 amino acids. Gene Ontology annotation, biological process: phosphatidylinositol phosphate biosynthetic process; sulfate assimilation. Gene Ontology annotation, molecular function: 3'(2'),5'-bisphosphate nucleotidase activity. The transcript has 6 exons. The record is from RefSeq and is a predicted model, not a curated record.
AUGCAAGCAUCUGUUCGGCGAUAUCAGAGGCCGGCCAGCAAUACUCAUAUAGCGAACAAACGGAGGACCCCGUGGCGUCCUCAUGUGCGGCCCCACGCGGCACCGAGCGUCGUGGUUGAUGUCGCACCCCAAGCGCUGCAGUACGGAAAAGAGCUUGAAAGCGCAAAGGCAGCUGUGCGACUUGCGUCGAAGUUGUGCCAGAUCGUUCAGCGCCAGCUUAGCGCUGAGGAGCGUGUAGACAAGAAGGAUGACUCGCCUGUAACGGUUGCAGACUACGGUGCUCAGGCAGUGGUGGCCUGGGCCCUGCAGCGCGCUGACCCCUCCUCCCGGCUAUCCAUGGUGGCGGAAGAGGACUCCGCGGAGCUGAGGCGACCCGCGGGUCGGCCCAUGCUGGAGCGCAUCACGCAGCUUAUCAACAGUGUGAUUUCGGAGGCGGAGCCGGGAGCACAGCUGAGUCCCGAGGAGGUUCUGGAGCUGAUAGACCUGGGCGGCUCUCCGGGUGGACCCACGGGUCGGCACUGGGUGUUGGACCCCAUUGACGGCACCCGGGGCUUCGUGGGUAUGCGCCAGUACGCCGUGUGCCUGGGGAUGCUGCAGGAUGGAGAGGUCGUGCUAGGUGUGCUAGGCUGCCCCAAUCUGCCUCAGGGCUCAGUGGUGGAGGAGGACGGGCUGGAGGGGGCCGCACAGCGUGCAGCUGCGGCCGCCGCCGCCGCCGCAGGCAGUAGCAGCAGCACCACCACCACUAGCAGCGGCAGUAGCGUGGGCUGCCUAUUCUCCGCGCACCGAAACCACGGGGCCUACGCGGAACCGCUGUGGGACGAGAGCUCGGCCCCGGUGCAGAUCCGAGUGGAGGACGUGAGUGACCCACGGGACGCUCGAUUCAUGGAAUCGGUGGAGAGUCGGCACUCCAGCCACAGCACCACAGCCGCGAUGGCCCGGGAGCUGGGCGUGGUGCUGCCCCCGCUCCGGAUGGACAGCCAGGUGAAGUACGGGCUGCUGUCCCGGGGCUGUGCCUCCAUCUUCAUGCGCUUCCCGCCGCCCGCCUACAAAGAGAAGAUCUGGGACCACGCGGCGGGCUUCGUGAUUGUGGAGGAGGCGGGAGGCCUGGUCACGGACGCGGCGGGUGUGCGGCUGGACUUCUCCCGCGGCCGGUUUCUCCAUCCGCUGGACCGCGGGAUUAUCGCGGCGCCGCCGGCGCUACAUGAACAGCUUGUGAAGGCGGCGACUAAGGUGGUGCCGCCGUCGCCGUCGCCAUCGCCGUCGCCGGCCCCAGCGGGGGGGAAGUCUGGGCAGUGA